CAUGCUGGCAUGGCAGGACGGCGGGGCCAAGGCGGCUCCCUCCCACCACAAGAUCUCCUUCUCUGUCCUGGACAUCCUGGAUCCGCAGAAAUUCACCCGCGCUGCGCUCCCGGCCGUGCGCCCUGCUCCCCGGGAAGCCAAGAAAAGUUUGGCAGAGGCCGAAGCGGGGAAGGACGCCAGCCCAGGGGACUCAACUCGGCAGCGGGAGACCUCUGAUGCUGAGGAUCGCGGCGCGGGAGCGUCGUCCCCCUUGGAGGGCUCGGAGGCCGAGGAGGCGGAGGAGGAGGAGGAGGAGGAGGAAGCCGAGGACGCGGGCCAGCGGCGGCCGCUGGAGCGCGCUGCGCGCCUGCAAGCGGACCCGCGUAACCGCUAUCCUGACAUCUAA
Leptonychotes weddellii (Weddell seal) is the source of this 385-nucleotide messenger RNA. RefSeq names its product NK1 homeobox 2 (gene NKX1-2). Gene Ontology annotation, molecular function: DNA-binding transcription factor activity, RNA polymerase II-specific; RNA polymerase II cis-regulatory region sequence-specific DNA binding. The record is from RefSeq and is a predicted model, not a curated record. Gene Ontology annotation, cellular component: nucleus. Gene Ontology annotation, biological process: cell differentiation; regulation of transcription by RNA polymerase II. Lineage: Eukaryota; Metazoa; Chordata; Mammalia; Carnivora; Phocidae.